Messenger RNA from Malassezia globosa CBS 7966, 615 nucleotides. RefSeq lists its product as uncharacterized. Gene Ontology annotation, cellular component: tRNA-intron endonuclease complex. Gene Ontology annotation, biological process: tRNA-type intron splice site recognition and cleavage. Lineage: Eukaryota; Fungi; Basidiomycota; Malasseziomycetes; Malasseziales; Malasseziaceae. The transcript has 3 exons. The coding region runs from base 1 to 615 and encodes 204 amino acids. The record is from RefSeq and is a predicted model, not a curated record.
AUGGACGAAGACGAAAAAGUAGCGAGGCCUGAGCCUCGGCCGGGCGAUUCUGAUGAAGAAGAAGACAUGCCAGAUUAUCGUGUUCUUUCAGCUCUUUCUAAGAAGCAUUUAUCUGCAGGAAGCGCUUCUGUGGAUGCACCUGCACCAUCUAUUCCUAAGCGUGGUGAGAAAGAUUUCGAGCCCACAGGAUUUGGCGGUCAAGUUAAAGCUCUGGACGAAAGCCGAAAUGCACUCUUCACAACGAUUUCGCUCCCUAGAGCGCACUCUAGCAAAACACUGUCUGCUGCGACCUGGGAUCCCCAAUUCCAGCGUGCUUUCGUACAUGUACAGCGAGGUCAAUCAUGUGUCCAUGUCGGUCUAUCUGAGCGAAGAAAACUUGAGAACGGUCAAUCUAUGACAUUUCUGGAGCUUUUUCCUGAGGAAGCUGUAUACCUUAUUGAGCGUGGCGCUUUAGACUGUCGGUGGACUCAAACACCAGGUUGCAUCCCAUCUCCCGACUCUUUCUCUACUUGUAUACCCAUCUCUGUUUCACAGGCGUAUUCUCACUUGUUAGGAACAGAUUCAUCGAACCUAGCGCGAUAUCAGGCACGAUCUUUGAAAAAUUGCAGAUCGUGA